CGAAUGGAGAAGGCAGUUCGCAGGUUUAAGCAAGAGAACCCAGGCACCCAGACUGCACAUGUCCUCUCACUGACAAUGGUGGAGCUGGUGGAGAAGCUGAAGGAGGGGUCCCUAUCCCCAGAAAGUGUCCUCUACUCCUACAUGGGCAAAGCUUUGGAGGUGACUCAGGAAGUGAACUGUGUGAUAGACUUCAUUCAUGGCUGUGAGGAUCAGCUCCAGAAACUGAAGAAGCAGAAGGAGAAAGGGCUGCUCUAUGGCAUUCCCAUCAGCAUCAAGGACCACAUUGACUGCAAGGGCCACGUCUCCUCUGGAGGGAUGGUGAAGUUUCUGGGCCAAGUGAAGGAAGAAGACAGCGUCAUUGUCCAGGUUCUAAAGAGCCAGGGGGCAAUCCCCUUCGUGAAAACCAACAUCCCACAGACGAUGAUAAACUAUGACUGCAGCAACCUCAUCUUCGGCCAGACGCUGAACCCUCUCAACCACCAGAAGAGCCCUGGAGGCUCCUCAGGAGGGGAGGGAGCUCUGAUCGCAGGAGGAGGCUCCAUCCUGGGCAUCGGCUCAGAUGUAGCUGGCAGCAUCCGCCUGCCAUCCAGCUUCUGCGGGUUGUGCGGGCUCAAACCCACAGGCAACAGGAUCAGUAAACUGGGAGUGGUUUCUCCUAUCACAGGAAUGAAAUCAGUGACAGCGGUGCUGGGGCCAAUGGCAAGAGAUGUGGACAGCCUGGCCCUCUGCAUGAAGGCACUGCUCUGCCAGGAGAUGUUCCGGCUGGACCCCACUGUGCCCCCCCUCCCCUUUGACGAGGAGGUUUACACCAGUUCAAAGCCACUUCGGAUUGGGUAUUAUGAAGGAGACGGCUACUUCCAGCCCUCACCCAGCAUGAAACGGGCCAUCCAGCAGACCAGAAAGCUCCUCCAGGAUGCAGGGCAUACGCUUGUUCCCUUUGCACCACCCAAGAUUGACUACAUGGUGGACGAGCUGUUCACCAGAGGGAUUUUCUCGGACGGUGCUGCUCACCUUGUUGACAGCUUCAAUGGAGACAUCGUGGAUCCCAACCUGAAGUCCCAAUUCAAUACUUACAGGCUUCCUGCUCUGGUGAAGAGGAUCUUGGCUAUCAUUUUAAAACCCAUAUACCCACGAAUCGCUCGGGAUCUCAACGCUCUCUGUGGAGUCGGGUCUGCCAAAAAACUCUGGGAUCAGCAUGCAGCAGUGGUUUACUGCUCUGAAUUCAUUGCUAAAUGGAGGAAGCUAAAGCUGGAUGUGAUUCUUUGUCCUGCGCUGGGGCCAGCCUUUAACCAUGGCUACGCUGGGAAACUAUUUGCUGCAACCUCGUAUACCAAUUUAUACAACGUCUUAAACUUCCCUGCUGGGGUGGUGCCAGUCAGCACAGUCACAAGAGCCGACGAGGAAGAACUGAAGCAUUACCAAGGGCACUAUGGAGACCCAUGGGAUAAGAGGCUGAAAGAGGCUGUGGAAGGAGCCGUGGGUCUGCCGGUGGCUGUCCAAUGUGUGGCUCUGCCAUGGCAGGAGGAGCUGUGCCUUCGCUUCAUGAAGGAGGUGGAGACGCUUGCCCAUGGCACGAAGAGAAAUGUGUGA
Tauraco erythrolophus (red-crested turaco) is the source of this 1590-nucleotide messenger RNA. The record is from RefSeq and is a predicted model, not a curated record. NCBI's taxonomy places the organism in Eukaryota, Metazoa, Chordata, Aves, Musophagiformes, Musophagidae.